Molecule: messenger RNA, 678 nt
Organism: Microstroma glucosiphilum
Lineage: Eukaryota; Fungi; Basidiomycota; Exobasidiomycetes; Microstromatales; Microstromataceae
Exons: 1
Coding region: 170-532 (120 amino acids)
Source: RefSeq, a predicted model, not a curated record
CGGCAAAAGCAACAGCUACAGCUACCCUCCAGCUACUGCACAAGAUCGCAAAUCCGCAAAAGCUUCAAGACUAGACUCUUCCACCGACAAUUCCACCGCUGCUAGUACUGUACUCUACUGCGCCACCUUCCAAGUAGGACCUGUGGAAGCAAAGCGAGUCAAGACCGGAAUGUCGAUUACCCCCCACUCGACUCGACUCGACUGGACUGAAUCGGACUCGAUUUGCCUUGACGCCCCAAUCUCGGAUUCAUUGAGAUACAGUAACUCGAGCGCAGCGCGGCCGCAAGGAGCGGAAGAUUCGUCUUCGCCCUUGCUCGCCUGCCUCGCGCAGUACAGUACAGUACAGUACAGUACCUCGUGGCUCUGCCUCAGCCUCUUGCGCUACAUCUGCUUGCAAGCCUCUAACUCUGGCCUACCUACCUACAUCGGCACUUCCACUUCCACUUCCACUUCUACUGGCACUGGCACUGGCAUCGGUACUGGGACUUCGACCUGCAACUCGGAAUCAAACUCGAACGCGCCUUGGAUGUAACUCUUCCAAGCUCCUUGUGCAGCUGGCAGGUGGAAAGGCCGGAUGGAGUCUUGCUUGGAGGGAGAAGAGGGAGAGGGUGAAGGAAAGAGAAGCGCGCACAACGCUGCUCUGUUGUCUUGUGAAGGGAAGCAGCUGAAAUGAGCUAG